Molecule: messenger RNA, 3496 nt
Organism: Linepithema humile (Argentine ant)
Lineage: Eukaryota; Metazoa; Arthropoda; Insecta; Hymenoptera; Formicidae
Gene: jeb
Product: jelly belly
Biological process (GO): positive regulation of MAPK cascade
Cellular component (GO): terminal bouton
Molecular function (GO): protein binding; transmembrane receptor protein tyrosine kinase activator activity
Source: RefSeq, a predicted model, not a curated record
AAAGAAAAAUCACCACAAAUCUUUUUGUGUUCCUGGCACCUGCGGUUUCUAGGAUAUCGCACGUUUAUUCUCUACUAACGACCUGAUUUCAGGACGGUCGGUACAGGACGUGUGCGCUUUAUCACGAAGGGAAAGCCAAGGUCGCGGCUACUAUCAUGGACUACCGAAAGUGAAGCGUAUCGAUUAGAGGAGCGAGCAUAACGCAAUCAAAUGUCAAACGUGAUACACCGUGCGCUCGACGCGGCGACUUAUCCCCGAUAGAGAGAAACGAGCAAAAGAACGAGAGAGAACGGCCCGUUUUCUUUUCCGAGGGCCUGCGACGGGGAAAACGUGAUCCCGGUCGGGACAUGCUUGAGAGAUCACAUCCGAUACACAGUCGCACUCGUAACACCGUUGCGUUUUCUAUGCAAUAAUCGUCGCUGUGCCGAAAACACACAUCGCCGCUCGUGAUUUUUUAUCAAGUUUAUCCUCGAUCUCCCCCCUUCUUCACCCUCUCGGUGUCAAUCGACCGCCCAGUACCUCCCGCCUACUCUUUACACACGAACGCAUACACACACACACACGCACACAUCGCACACAUAACGCACACACACACAUAUCGAAAAAUACGCACACAUACGUACAGAUACUCCAUCCUCACAGCUUCCCAGUGUAUCGCGAGUUCAAACGAAAAGUCGGCCUAAUCCAGAGUCGCUACAGACGUGCCUUUAGAUUGGCAGUGAGUAGUAAGCAUCUAAAGAGAGCGAACAAAAAAAAAAGAAAUAAAAUAAAGCAUCGUUGCUGUUCAUGUAGGUCAAUUAUAACACCACGCCCAGCCGUAUAAUCCGGUACGACGAAAGUGGUGCUACGGAAGAAAGAAAAAGAGAGAGAAAUAUAUAAAUAUAUAUAUAUAUAUACGUAGAUAUAUAUAGAGAGAUAUAGAGAAGUCUAGAAAAGGUAAAGAAAGUGGGAGAGAAGAAAAAAAAAAGACGAGAGGAAGGGAGAAAGAAACCGAGAGUAAAGGGAAGCGCGAUUUAAACGUUAAUGAUUUGUAAAAUGGCGGUUUGCAUGUUUUGGCUUCUCACGUACGUGGGACAGGGGCUGGAUCUGGCGGUGGGUAAUCGACCCGUGAUCAUACAAGUGCAGGACACACAGGGACUGGAUUAUCGUCAUGGAAGCGGUAGCAUUAGAAAGAAGAGCGAGCUGAGCAGCUCGGUAGGUAACAACCUGUUGCACCUGAGGUUAUAUCCUUCCGAUGGUCCCCACCGGGACGACCUGUCGAACUGGCUGGUCUUCAACGACGAGCCGCGGAUAUCCUCGUGGUCGCCCGCGGGCAUGCUAAUCGACGACAUUGUGAAGGAGCCGCGGGAGCUCCAGAACGUGUUCUUCGCCCUGUCGCCCGCCGUGCUGAAUGUCCUUUAUUCCGAGCACGCGACGUCGCAGCAGUCCCACGCGACCACCGCGGCGGAACCCUUCGUUUACGACGAGGGCAAUCAGCUCAUUAACGGCCGGCACCAGCAGCAGCAGCAGCUCCAUCAUCAGCGCGCGAAGAAACGGCGCAUAGGCUGCCGACAUCCGAAGGGCCCGCUCAGCCUGCCGAUACUGGUCUGCGACGAGGCCGGCAGGAAGACUACUACUCUUCAGGAACCCAGACAAUCGAAUUACGACGAUCUCUACGCGGAGCAGAGAUUUAACACUGCGACGAAGACUGAUCUCGCGCGCGCCGAGGGCGGCACGCCUGUUAACUUAUCCCCGAACGGCGGCUUCAUCCCGAGGACCCUCGUCUACGAGGCUGGUAAACCACCUGGAAGCAAGCGGAGUCAGAUAACGGUCGGACGGCGGUCGAUCGACGCGCAAGGCGAAUCCCCGGGACACCAGGCUCAAGGUUCCUCGGCGUCCUCGACAUCGUCGGCCGGCACGAGCAUCGCUUCGCAGCUCAUGCUGCGAUCCAUCCGGGGAAGCAUACAAUACGACGUGCCGCAGAUCGAAUGUCCAGUUUCCGAAGAUGGAAUGGAAAGAUUUGCUUGUCCGACCGCGGAUAGAAUGGGCAGAUUUCAUUGCAUCGAUGAUCAUGUCUUGUGCGACGGCUUUUUAGAUUGUCCCACAGGCGAGGACGAAGACAGACAAGCCUGCUUGUUUUACAAAACUACAAAAGCGCAUUUGGACGUAUUAGCGGAUGCCAUACUACGAUGGGCAAGAGGACGCUAAUUCCUUCUUUGUUGACGAUAAACCUCUGUACAUAAAAGUCACAAGUCUGAUACGUCUCUACUUCUUUAUAUAUUCAUCAAUAUCUUAUAUCUUUUUCUCUUACAUUAAAUCUAUUUUCCGGAAACUGUUUUUUCUCUAUGUUUGGCGCAUAGAGACGUUCAUAUUGAAAUCAAACUCAGGGGAACGUUAAGAUGAACCGUCUCUCUCUCUCUCUCUCUCCCCCCUCUCUCUCUCUCUCUCUCUCUCUCUCUCUCCUCUCUCUAUCUCUCUUCCCUUCUCUGUUUCCCCCACAGAAGUGAUUAUGAUCGCUCGACUUAAUCUCCGAGGAGACAUGGCAUGGUUCUAACUACACUAAAAAUCGGUUAGCAAGGUCUAUCGUAACCAAAAUAUCCUUACAUAAAGUACAAAUUAAGGUGUCCGAACUUUUAGAAUGUUAUAAAUAAAGUUCGUAAGAGAGUUAUGGCAUUUUAACGCCGCUGUGUGUGGCGCACGAGAGUACCCGACUUGGAUAAUUUCAGUUUUAAGCAUCUACUAGCUAUACCACAGAUGAUGUAUUACGAUUUCAUAUUGAGCGAUUUCCGCGAGAUCGUACUAACUCUUUAACGACUUUAUUUUGGUACAAUAAAGUAAUUUUGAAGACUGAGAACUAUUUACUUCAUUCCCAGAGUAAAACACGCGGCUUCACCGUCGCGCCGAACCGAUAGGAGCGUACGAUCGUAUCGUUUGGCAAGGAACGGGCACGUGUACCUAGAGACUUCCUCCUAGAGUACUUCCUACGAGAUUGUAAAAGAAAUGUAUUCGCGUUCAAUCAAACCACUCCGCAAGACGUUGACGCGUAAGCGCGAACGUAAUAAAAUCAACGUCGAUUCGGUCUUCUGGAAGAAACGUCUCCUUUCGCCUUGUGCACGCUCUAUGUUGUCAUCGAUAUCUCUAAACGUUUAUUUCGAAUUUAUGGAAAAAAAAAUAAACAAUGUUCAAAUAAAAACAAAGCGAAUGCAUUCAGCAAAAAAAAAAGAAAAAAAUAAGAAAAAAAACUUUGUGAAGAUUGAUUGCGCUUCACCGAAAAACCUACUUUGAAAUACCGAGUUAGGAAUUAUUAGAGAGAAAUUUAUUAGAGAGUUAUUUGCUGUUGUAUGCCUUGCGUUCUGCGACGUUUAUUUACGAGCCUUUAUCACACAUAUUCAGAAAUUCACAAAUAUAUGUAUCGAUAUUGCUGUGAAAUUGAUGAAAAUGAAUUUCUCCUAUGUUAAACAUUUGAUGUCCAAGAAUUAUGACUUAACGGUAACAUAAUAAUACAUAUAUAUUCCAA